CCGUCAACCUCACCACAAUGAACACUCUGGUCGCCGUCUUCGCCGCCGUGCUGGCUGUGGCCGCACUGGCCAGGGCCGCCCCCGCUCCCCAGGAUGCCCUGCAGGCCACCCCCAAGCCCAUCGCCAUCCUCAAGCUGGCCAGCGACGUGCAGCCCGACGGAUCCUUCACCUACGAGUACGAGACGGAGAACGGCAUCAAGGCCGACGCCCGCGGCGCCCUCAACAACGCCGGCACCGAGAACGAGGCCCUCGUGCAGCAGGGCUCCUUCUCUUUCGUGGCAGACGACGGCGUCACCUACAGCGUCACGUGGGUCGCCGACGAGAACGGCUUCCAGCCCCAGGGCGCGCACCUGCCCGUCCCUCCCCCCAUCCCCGAGGACAUCCUCAAGUCCCUGGAGUACAACGCCGCCCACCCCGAGGAGAACGAGGCCAAGAACUGAGAGACUGACUUUUGUGUGUAUUUUAGAUUCAUAUGUCCAUCUGUAAAUAGCCACGGCAAAAUGAACUGUGAUAAGAAA
This is a messenger RNA of Thrips palmi, 518 nucleotides long. Its product is annotated as larval cuticle protein 65Ag1-like. NCBI's taxonomy places the organism in Eukaryota, Metazoa, Arthropoda, Insecta, Thysanoptera, Thripidae. The coding region runs from base 18 to 440 and encodes 140 amino acids. The transcript is spliced from 3 exons. Gene Ontology annotation, molecular function: structural constituent of chitin-based larval cuticle. The record is from RefSeq and is a predicted model, not a curated record. Gene Ontology annotation, cellular component: chitin-based extracellular matrix.